Molecule: messenger RNA, 1728 nt
Organism: Pochonia chlamydosporia 170
Lineage: Eukaryota; Fungi; Ascomycota; Sordariomycetes; Hypocreales; Clavicipitaceae
Product: eukaryotic translation initiation factor 3 subunit D
Exons: 3
Coding region: 1-1728 (575 amino acids)
Biological process (GO): translational initiation
Cellular component (GO): eukaryotic translation initiation factor 3 complex; cytoplasm
Molecular function (GO): translation initiation factor activity
Source: RefSeq, a predicted model, not a curated record
AUGGCUGACUCUCUCGACUACGUCAAAAUUUGCGAAAGCUGCCCGCCGGGCGAUGGAUGGGGCCCCUCUGUCACCACCGAAACCACCUUGAAUGGCAUCCCCUAUGCGCCGUUCUCCAAGGGCGACAAGUUGGGCCGCAUGGCCGACUGGACUGCUGAAGGCAAAGACCGGGACCGUGGCCGAUCUCAGUACAACCGAAACUACAGAGAUCAGCAAGCAUACGGUGCCAGCCAUGCAAUCACUUUCAACGCGCCACCCGCCGAGGACGAAUCAACCUUCUCCCUCGUCAGCAACACCAGAGACUCGACCAAAUCACGAUUCGGUCGCGGAGCUGUCUUCACCAGAGGAGGCCGUGGCCAGCGUGGUGGCCGGGGUGAUACCCGUGGCGGACGAGGAGGUCAAUUUCAGCGUUCUGGAGCCAGCCGACAAGGCUACGACCGAGGCGGUCGAUCUAACACUGGUGCCCGGGGCCGUCGCUUCGGCUGGAAGGACUACGACAAGCCUGCUCGCAACCGCGAUGCAAGCAUUAACAUCAAGGCUGACUGGGAGUUGCUCGAGGAGAUUGACUUCAACCGCCUUGCCAAGCUGAACCUGGACGCUGACGAGGGCGAAGACCUCGAGGACUACGGUUUCCUCUACUACUACGACCGCUCGUUCGACAAGCAGCCCGUCAAGGGUGCGGAGAAGAAGCUCACGGCCAUUGACCGAGCCGCCUACAACGUCACCACUUCCUCCGAUCCCGUCAUCCAGGAGCUCGCUGAGAAGGACGUGGCCACCAUCUUUGCCACCGACACCAUUCUGUCCAUGCUCAUGUGCUCCCCUCGCUCUGUCUACCCCUGGGACAUUGUCAUUGUGCGCCAGGGCAACAAGAUCUUCCUCGACAAGCGGGACAAUGCCACGCUGGACAUGGUCACUGUCAAUGAGAACGCCGCUGAUGCUCCCCUCGACGCUGCUGACGGCGGCAAGGAUAGCAUCAACCAGCCUCCUGCGCUCGCCGAGGAAGCCACCUAUAUCAACCACAACUUUGCCAACCAAGUUGUGAACGAGAGCGAGACCUCCAAGGUCAACAUGAGCCAGGCGAACCCCUUCUACAACUCUUCCGAGGAUACCGACCCGCCCGCCAGCAAGGCUUACAAGUACAGAAAAUUCGACUUGUCGACCAACGAAGAGGAGCCCGUGUACCUGGUUGUCCGAACUGAAGUGGACGCCGUCCAGAAGGGCGCCGCCGGCGGUGAAGACCAACUCGUCACGAUCCGUGCCCUCAACGAGUUUGACAGCAAGGCUCAGGGCAGUGGCGGUGCUCUCGACUGGAGAAGCAAGCUUGUCACCCAGCGUGGUGCCGUGGUUGCCACUGAGAUGAAGAAUAACAGCUGCAAGCUGGCUAGAUGGACUGUGCAGAGCAUUCUGUCCAAGUCUGAUAUCAUGAAGCUUGGAUUCGUCUCGCGAGUCAACCCCCGCUCCAACGACAAGCACGUCAUCCUCGGCGUCGUUGGCUGGAAACCCCGCGACUUCGCUAACCAGAUGAACCUGUCCCUCUCCAACGGUUGGGGUAUUGUCCGCACCAUUGCGGAUAUGUGUCUCAAGCGCGAGGAGGGCAAGUUCGUCCUGGUCAAGGACCCUAACAAGUCUAUUCUUCGAUUGUACGAAGUCCCCGCCGGUAGUUUCGACGAGGAGGACGACCACGAGGAUGAGCAGGAAGGUGAGGAGGAGGCUGAGGAUAACGAGUAA